Molecule: messenger RNA, 2801 nt
Organism: Nothobranchius furzeri (turquoise killifish)
Lineage: Eukaryota; Metazoa; Chordata; Actinopteri; Cyprinodontiformes; Nothobranchiidae
Gene: kif3cb
Product: kinesin family member 3Cb
Biological process (GO): mitotic spindle organization; spindle elongation; microtubule-based movement
Cellular component (GO): microtubule associated complex
Molecular function (GO): ATP binding; microtubule binding; microtubule motor activity
Source: RefSeq, a predicted model, not a curated record
AUUAUUACAACCAGAUUACUAUUUUCAUUUCCUCAUCAACAUAAAAACGUGUUUAUUUUUAAACUUCUUUUAUUUGUUUUACGCUCGCGUGGUAAUUGUUUGGGGCUAAUUUAUUGAAGCGGCGCACUCAUUCGUCGCGCAGGUCACGUGUCUGGUCUCCAUUGUCCGCAGAGCAGGGUGUGUUCCGCCGGGACUCAGAGCGGGCUGGGUCGGGCCGGGCUGGCUGUUUUUCCCCUCACAUCAGCAUCUUUAAUUAUCCGGUGACAUCGCUCCAUGAUGCCCCGGAAAGGAGGAGACGCUUCGGCCUGAGCGCUUCUCCAUGAUGCUGAUGCUGAUGACGGUGAGGCGUGUCUGACUUCUUGUUUUGCCGCUGCUGAUGAAACUGAGGCACCUGGAGAAGGAAGAUAGAAAUAAAUCUGCGAGGAUGUUUGUUGAUUCUUGGUAAAUAAAAUGUCUUCAGCUAGAGCCUGCGAGGCGGUGCAGGUGGUGGUGCGCUGCCGGCCGUUCUCCAGGAGAGAGGAGGUGGCAGAGUGUGAGAACAUUCUGGAGAUACAUGACAAACUGGGACAGAUCACCAUCCGAAACCCGAAGGCACCGCCUGAUGAGCCAAUGAAGGUCUUCACCUUUAACUCGGUGUACGGUUGGAACUCAAAGCAAAGUGACAUCUAUGAUGAUGCUGUGAGACCUCUUGUAGAGUCUGUGCUCCAAGGCUUCAACGGCACCAUCUUUGCUUACGGACAAACCGGGACCGGUAAGACCUACACCAUGCAGGGGGUGUCCAACGACCCGGAGAGGAGUGGAGUCAUACCAAACUCAUUUCAGCACAUUUUCACUCAAAUCUCCAGAAGUCAGAAUCAGAAGUAUCUGGUCAGGUCUUCGUACCUUGAGAUCUACCAGGAGGAGAUCAGGGAUCUCCUGUGCAAAGACAACAACAAAAAGUUGGAGCUCAAAGAGAACCCUGAGUAUGGCGUUUACGUGAAAGACUUGUCUUCGGUGCUGACGAAGAAUGUCACAGAGAUUGAGCACGUCAUGAACAUUGGGAACCAGUCCAGAACGGUGGGCUUCACCAACAUGAACGAGCGCAGCUCAAGGUCUCACGCCAUUUUUGUUGUAACCGUGGAGUGCAGCGAACUAGGCCCGGAUGGUGAGGACCACAUACGUGUUGGCAAACUGAACAUGGUUGAUCUGGCUGGAAGCGAACGCCAAAGCAAGACAGGCGCUAAAGGGAAGCGUCUGAAGGAAGCUGCCAAAAUCAACCUGUCCCUCUCAGCGCUGGGGAACGUCAUCUCAGCCCUGGUGGAUGGGAAGAGCGCCCACAUCCCUUACAGAGACUCCAAACUCACCCGCUUGCUCCAGGACUCUCUGGGCGGCAAUGCAAAGACGGUCAUGGUUGCAACAGUUGGACCCGCCCAUAAGAACUUUGAUGAAUCCCUGGCAACGCUCAGGUACGCCAGCAGAGCCAAGAAAAUAAAGAACAAACCACGGAUCAACGAGGACCCUAAAGACGCCCUGCUAAGGGAGUUUCAAGCAGAGAUUGCACGUUUGAAAGCUCAGCUGGAGGAGCAAGGGAUGCUGGCAGAAGAGAGGAGGAGGAGGAGGAGGAACAGCAAAAGACUGAGUAAAAGUAUGGCUGGGACGGAGGAGGAAAUCUUUACAGAUAAGACUGUAGGGGAAGAAGAUGAGAAGCACAGGCUGAUUGAGGGCAACCCAAAGGCCUGCCAAGGGAGCAGCGAGAAACUAAAACAUCUAAACGUUAACAGAAGAAGUUUGGAGGAAUUUCAAUGGGACCAAGAAGCCGUGGAGAAGAUCAUAGAGAAGUAUAAGGCUAUGGAGAGCAAACUGCUGGUGGGAGGAAAGACCAUCAUCGAUCACACCAACGAACAGCAAAAGAUGCUCGAGCUGAAGAGACAAGAAAUAGCAGAACAAAUCAGACGAGAGAGGGAGAUCCAGCAGCAGAUGAUGCUGCAGGACGAGGAGACUUUAGAAAGGAAGGAGACGUUCUCCUCCCUGCAGCAAGAGGUGGAGCACAAGACGAAGAAACUGAAGAGGCUGUUUGCUAAACUGCAGGUGUUGAGAGGAGAGAUGAAUGACAUCAUCGAUGAACACAUCCUAACCAGACAAGAGCUGGAGGAGACACAGGAUGAGCUCACCAAAGAGCUCAAGUACAAAUAUCUCCUUAUUGAGAAUUUUAUACCCCCUGAGGAAAAGAACAAGAUAAUGAACCGGGCUUACUUUGACUCUGAGGAGGAUCAGUGGAGGCUCCGACCCGUGAUUCCAUCAGAGAGUACACACACCAAGCUCAAGAGAAGGCCAGUUUCUGCUGUGGGAUACAAGAGGCCAAUCAGCCAGUUUGCACAGAUGGCUGUUGCUGGGGCAGCUGGGACUCCAUCUAGAUACCAGGCUGAGAACAUAAUGCUGUUGGAGUUGGACAUGUCUCCACCAACCAUGUUCAGCUUGAACCUACAUGGGGCUCACCUGGAGAGAGCUUUCUCUCCCAGACUGAUGCAGGAUCUUCCCAGAGAGAGAGCCGCCUCAUCAUCACGGGUCAGAAAAUCUCAGUCCUGGUAUCAGGCACCACAACAAACAUCUGUGACAUCAUCCUCCUCAUCUACUGCUCUGACAUCAGGAACUCAGAGCUGUUCUCCGUCUCAGAGACAGAGACCGUCCUCCGCUGCCCACCUGUCUUUUGGAGGUCCUUAUCAGACGAGCCCUUAAGUUGUGUCCAUCUGAUUCUUCUUAAUUUAGUUCUAUUUUCAGAUAUUACUUAAAAGUGACCGAGAGUUAUAUUAAUAUGGUUUUUU